AUGGUCGUUGGGUUGAAUCUUGAGCAGUACGACGCCGACAAGCCCGAUAUCGACGAGCCUUUCCGGUCGCUAGUGGGACACUUGAUGUGGCUGGCGAAUCAGACUCGCCCGGAUAUUCUCAACGCGGUACGUGCCGUUGCGAGGUAUUCGCACGCGCCGAAGCGACUGCACUGGGAGGCGGCUUUGCAUGUGUUGAUGUAUGUUAGAUUCACGAGCGGGUACGGGAUUACUUUUCAGAGGGGCACGGUGGGAGGAGACCACAUGGAACUUUUGGUCGAUUCGGACUUCGCCAACAAGGCAACCGACCGGCGGUCUGUUUCUGGGGCACUAGUGAUGAUCGCUGGUGCGUGUGUGAUGUAUCUGUGUAGGAUGCAGAAGAGCGUCACCCUGUCUUCGACGGAAGCGGAGUACAUGGCGAUGUUUGAUGGGAUGAAGGAGGCUAUUUUUCUGCGGUAUCUGUGGAAAUUUAUAUUUCCGGGUCGUGAUGUGGGGUGCACGCCGGUGUGGGAGGACAACGUAGGCGCUAUUCACUUGGCAAGUAACCCGGCUACUACUCCCAACUCGAAGCACAUCGACAUCCGCCACCAUUUCAUCCGUGAGCGUGUAGCGCGGGGGGAGUUCAAGGUAGUCCACGUACCGUCGGACCUGCAACGAGCGGAUUUCUUGACCAAACAAACCGCCCCCCAAGGAGACUUUUUGCGCGCAUCGUGACUUCGUGAUGAAUAUUCGUUGAUUUUGUUCUUUGUGUUGCAAUAUUUCAGCGAUGGGGCCUUUCUUGCAUCAUGUGUUUUAUUUGUGUCCUGGUACUGGCCUUUGAUCUGCUGCUCGAUGUUGAUUUCUGCUUUUGCGAUGGAUAGGAUAGUUCUGCGUGAGAAUCAUGGGGGGGGAAGUAUUGUUCCAUGAUCCUAGUCGCAAGUGGUUUGUUUUGGUUUCGAUUUUUCGGGAUGAAUGAUGCAGCAGGGCUGUUGGAUUGAUUGAUUGAUUUGAUUUUGACUUCAUGUUCAGGAUGGAUGGAAUGGAUAUUACAGCAGGGGGGCUGGUGGAGUGGUUUCUGUGUCAAGGUAUUGGAUGUCGGAGAGAGGGUUUGGCAUGUUAUUGUAAUUUGAACUGGCCAUUGAGUUGAAACAUGAUAUCUGUGGAAAAGAGGUUUCGUCCUCGACAGACGUUGGGGAGUUUCAACCUUUAUGAAGGUGUUCUCCACAUAUCUGAGGAAUGAAUUUGUUGUGAGUAGUCAGGACGUAAGACACGUUUUCCCGGAGUUUCUCGUCCUCCCCGUUCUGACGCGAUUCUGAUGUCUAAUGUUGAUCUUUUUUGCUGGGUAUUUUUCCAAGGGUGAUCGUGUUUGGACUGCUUGAGAAUCGGGUAGAGCACUUUCUCGAGAGGGUGAUUUGUUUUUCUUGACAGACCUUUUUGGGGUAGAAAUUUUACAUAAAAAAGGAUUGAAAGCUUUGCAGGACGUUCUGUUGGAAGAUCCGGCGGUUUCGCGGGACAUAUUCUAUUGGCAAGAGUCGUUUGGAUUGAAAUGAACAGCAUAUUGGUGAAAUUGAG
Molecule: messenger RNA, 1548 nt
Organism: Ectocarpus sp. CCAP 1310/34
Lineage: Eukaryota; Phaeophyceae; Ectocarpales; Ectocarpaceae
Source: the annotation of a GenBank genome assembly